AAGUAUGUCGUCUGAUACCUACUAAGUCUGUGGCGUGGCUUUUCCACUUUUUUUUAUGGUAAAAUAUACUUUUUAUUUUACUUUUAAAUAUAUAUGUCUACGUUUCAGUAACAGACUUAUAGUUGACGUGAAAUUAUGGGAAUGCAUAAGUUAUAAGUUAAAUGUUAAUUAGAUUUAAUUUUUAUGAUACUGCCAUGUCGAACACAAUUGUUCAAUAUGUUUUACUUCGAAGUGAUUUGAUGAAAGAACUCGGAUGGUCCGUAGGAGCUUUAGUUGCACAGGCAUGUCACGCAUCAACAGCCGUUUUACAUCUCUACAAAGAUGACGAACAUACGUUACAGUAUCUUGAUGAUCUUAACAACAUGCAUAAAGUAGUAUUGGAAGUUCCAAGUGAGGAGGCACUGAAAAAACUUGAAACAAAGUUACAAGAGAAUUCAAUAGCACAUAAGCUUUGGAUUGAACAACCGGAGAACAUACCAACUUGUUUGGCUCUCAAACCUUAUCCCAAGGAUGAAGUCAAAAAAUUUGUAGGAAAAUUUAAAUUGUAUAAAGCUACGUUGUGUUAGUAAAAUUUGAAAUUUAAUUCUUUUUG
This is a messenger RNA of Diatraea saccharalis (sugarcane borer), 592 nucleotides long. The record is from the annotation of a GenBank genome assembly. Lineage: Eukaryota; Metazoa; Arthropoda; Insecta; Lepidoptera; Crambidae.